Molecule: messenger RNA, 489 nt
Organism: Procambarus clarkii (red swamp crayfish)
Lineage: Eukaryota; Metazoa; Arthropoda; Malacostraca; Decapoda; Cambaridae
Source: RefSeq, a predicted model, not a curated record
AUGCCAAUACUACCAUCACCACCACAAUCAAUGCCACUACUACCAUCACCCUCAACAAUCAAUGCCACCACAACCAUCACUCCAACUAUCAAUGGCACCACAACCAUCACUCCAACUAUCAAUGGCACCACAACCAUCACUCCAACUAUCAAUGACACCACAACCAUCACUCCAACUAUCAAUGGCACCACAACCAUCACCUCCACAAUCAAUUCCACCACAACUCUCACCUCCACAGGCAAUACCACCACAACCAUAACCUCUACAAUCAAUGGCUUCAUAACUAUCACCACCUCCACAAUAAAUACCACUACAACUAUCGCCCCAACAAUCAAUUUCACCACAAUCAUCACCCAACAAGCCCCAUUUUCAACAAUAACUGUCAGCGCCGAAGGGGAGAGUUCCCGCCGCCCACAGCGCCCCAGCCGCUGUGGACGGUGCGUCGACAACUCAACCGGGAAAUCUUAUUUACGUCAGCCAGGAAAAUGA